Molecule: messenger RNA, 1558 nt
Organism: Andrographis paniculata
Lineage: Eukaryota; Viridiplantae; Streptophyta; Magnoliopsida; Lamiales; Acanthaceae
Product: probable trehalose-phosphate phosphatase H
Exons: 12
Coding region: 152-1276 (374 amino acids)
Biological process (GO): trehalose biosynthetic process
Molecular function (GO): trehalose-phosphatase activity
Source: RefSeq, a predicted model, not a curated record
AUUUUUUUUUCACACAGAACACACACUUAUUCUCUUCCCUUCUUAAUUUUUCCACCAUUCCCUCUGGUCAAGAAAUUCUCGGUUUCGAUUCCCAUUUCCGAUCUUCGUCCUCCAAACAGAGCCCUCUGUUUUCUCAGCUACUAAGCCGAAAAUGACGAACCAAAAUGUGGUUGUUUCCGACGCCAACAUGGCGGUAGCGGUGGCGGUUUCCGGUUCAUCCAUUUUCAACACGGCGGCGCAGAAACCGCCGCCGGCGCCGGGAACUUACAUCACCCUAUCGAAGAAGAAGUUCCUCCAGAAUCUGGACAUCAAUUCCGGCGCCAGAAUCAACGCCUGGGUCGAUUCAAUGAGGGCUUCUUCGCCAACACACAUCAAAUCCGACGACCAACUCCCCUGGACCAUGCAGCACCCGUCGGCGCUGGACCUGUUCGAGGAAAUCAGCAGCGCCUCCAAGGGGAAGCAGAUCGUUAUGUUCCUCGACUACGACGGCACUCUUUCCCCCAUCGUUGACGAUCCGGACAGGGCCUUCAUGUCCGAAUCGAUGCGGGCGACAGUGAGGAAGCUCGCCAGAUACUUCCCAACGGCCAUAGUGAGCGGGCGAUGCAGGGACAAGGUUUACAAUUUUGUGCGGUUGGCGGAGCUUUACUACGCCGGCAGCCAUGGGAUGGACAUCAAAGGUCCGUCCAAGGGCUGCAAAUAUAAGGAUGCUCAAGCAGUUCUUUUCCAGCCUGCUAGUGAUUACCUUCCCAUGAUUGAUGAGGUUUAUAAAGCACUUUUGGAAGUGACAAAAGACACUCCUGGUGCUAAGGUUGAGAACAACAAGUUCUGUGUUUCGGUGCAUUUUCGCCGUGUUGAUGAGGAGGAAUGGACUGAACUUGCCAAGCGAGUUGGAUUGGUGCUGGAAGGUUAUCCGAGCCUGCGUUUGACCCAAGGAAGAAAGGUGUUAGAGAUUCGCCCGACUAUUAAAUGGGACAAAGGGAAGGCUCUUGAGUUCCUGUUAGAAUCUCUCGGAUAUGCCAAUUGUGCAGAUGUAUUCCCAAUUUACAUUGGCGAUGAUAGAACUGAUGAAGAUGCCUUUAAGGUGUUGAGGGAAAGAGGUCAAGGAUUUGGUAUUCUUGUUUCAAGAACUCCAAAAGACACCAAUGCAUCUUACUCUUUGCAAGAGCCAUCUGAGGUGAUGGCAUUCUUGCGCCGCUUGGUAGAGUGGAAACGACUAUCGUUAAGGAGACAGUUCAGAAUGAGGAGACGUCUAGAGGAGAUCAAGAUAACAAUAUGAGAGUGUAUUGUAUUUUUGUGGAAAAUUGUAUAUUUUCCAUAGCAUAGGUUAAAGAAUGACUGGUCUGGGUAUAUAUAUAACCUUUGUUAGAGUUAAGUGAAUAUUAGGGAUGAUGGGCAAAAAGGGAUGAAUAUAAAAGAAUCCCUUGUGUUGUAUUGGCACAAAACAAAGCCCUUGUACAUUAUUUUGAUUGUAAUUAGAAGGAAUGUACGAGGGCAUAUUUGUAAUCCAAGAUGUUGGUUAUCCAAAUCCAAGUGAAAUAGAGAUGGCCUCUUUUGAUUU